UGCAACGUCAAUGCUGCUUUUCUAAUUUCUACUUUGCUGUAGAACCCUGAAACCCUAGCAACGUUACUGCUCAAUAUUAUCGCCUUAGCCACCACCAACACCAAUCGUCUAAGGAUCGGAUAAUCUCUCCAACGUCUCCUCGAUUCGGUGUUUCCUCACUCAAAGGCGAGGUGUUAGCUUAGGGUUUCUACAAUUUGUGAGGCUGAAUACUGAAAAGUCCUUGAAGAACAGUGAAAAUGUCUCGAAAAGGUUUAAUGGAGCAGGAUUUGAGCAAGCUGGAUGUAACGAAACUACAUCCGCUCUCACCGGAGGUUAUUUCUCGCCAGGCUACGAUUAAUAUUGGUACUAUUGGUCAUGUGGCUCAUGGCAAAUCAACAGUUGUGAAAGCAAUAUCUGGUGUGCAGACUGUUCGUUUUAAAAAUGAGUUGGAACGUAACAUCACUAUCAAACUUGGGUAUGCCAAUGCAAAGAUCUACAAAUGUGAAGAUGACAGGUGUCCUCGACCUAUGUGUUACAAGGCAUAUGGAAGUGGGAAAGAAGACAGCCCUCAAUGUGAUGUUCCUGGAUUUGAAAACACCAAAAUGACAUUGAUGAGGCAUGUGUCAUUUGUUGAUUGCCCUGGACAUGAUAUUCUCAUGGCUACAAUGCUUAAUGGAGCUGCAAUCAUGGAUGGAGCAUUACUUCUCAUAGCUGCAAACGAAAGCUGUCCUCAACCUCAAACCUCUGAACAUUUAGCUGCUGUUGAAAUCAUGAGGCUUCAGCAUAUCAUAAUUCUUCAAAACAAGGUUGAUUUAAUUCAAGAAAACGUAGCCAUUAAUCAACACGAAGCAAUCCAGAAAUUCAUCCAGGGAACUGUUGCUGAUGGAGCACCAGUGAUUCCAGUUUCUGCUCAACUCAAGUAUAACAUCGAUGUUGUGUGUGAAUACAUCAUAAAGAGAAUUCCAAUUCCAGAGAGAAACUUCAUUUCACCUCCAAAUAUGAUUGUGAUUCGGUCUUUUGAUGUUAAUAAGCCUGGAUCUGAAGUUGAUGAGAUUAGAGGUGGUGUUGCUGGUGGAAGUAUCCUAAAGGGUGUGUUGAAGGUAAACCAGUUCAUUGAAGUUCGCCCAGGGAUUGUUGUCAAAGAUGAAAGUGGGAACAUCAAGUGCACUCCUAUAUAUUCUAGAAUUGUUUCACUAUAUGCAGAACAGAAUGAGCUUCAGUUUGCUGUUCCUGGGGGGCUUAUCGGAGUGGGGACCACAAUGGACCCUAUGCUGACCCGUGCUGACCGGCUUGUCGGGCAGGUUCUUGGAGAAGUCGGGUCUCUGCCCGAUGUUUAUGUUGAACUUGAGGUGAAUUUUUUUCUGUUGAGGAGGUUGUUGGGAGUGAAGACGAAAGGAACAGAGAGGCAAGGGAAGGUGUCCAAGCUGGCAAAGGCGGAAAUACUGAUGCUUAAUAUCGGGUCCAUGUCGACUGGGGCCCGGGUGUUGGCGGUUAAGAAUGACCUGGCGAAACUGCAGCUGACGUCACCGGUGUGUACGAGUAAAGGUGAGAAGAUUGCGCUGAGUAGGCGAGUGGAGAAGCAUUGGCGGUUGAUUGGUUGGGGACAGAUUCAAGCGGGUCUUACUCUUGAAAUCCCACCUUCCCCAAUCUAAAAACACACAUUUUGGAAUUGUUCUCCAGUUUUGCCUGUUGCUGUUUCUACUACAUUACUACUACUUGAUUCUUGUUAUCAUCUAUUAUCUGGUUU
Lactuca virosa is the source of this 1726-nucleotide messenger RNA. NCBI's taxonomy places the organism in Eukaryota, Viridiplantae, Streptophyta, Magnoliopsida, Asterales, Asteraceae. The record is from the annotation of a GenBank genome assembly.